This is a messenger RNA of Patiria miniata (bat star), 1868 nucleotides long. RefSeq names its product aqualysin-1-like. The record is from RefSeq and is a predicted model, not a curated record. Gene Ontology annotation, biological process: proteolysis. Bases 192 to 1490 code for a protein of 432 amino acids. The transcript has 8 exons. Gene Ontology annotation, molecular function: serine-type endopeptidase activity. Lineage: Eukaryota; Metazoa; Echinodermata; Asteroidea; Valvatida; Asterinidae.
UUUUAUUGUCUGUUUGUCUGCCCACCUAUCACUAUCACUUUACGGGUAGUUUUGUCUAUCAGUAUCUGUUUUCAGAGUUUACUGUCUGUCUUUAUCACGAUCGUCUGUUUGUCCCUCCGUCUGCCUACUUACCAUCAAUUUGCCCGUCAUUGGAUCAUGUGAUUAAAAUCCUGAUCGCUUAUUGGCCGUUGAUGCCAACCUCUUCCCCACAGUUGUCAGCCGACACCAUGCAAGUCCACUACCUGAUCGUUCUCAUGCUGGGCACGCUAGCCUGCGGCAAGCUGGCCCCUUUUCACCGAAGUAAAGAUCCUGUGCCGAGUCAGUACCUGGUUAGAAUCGAGGACGCAGGAGAAGACACCAUGAAUGACUUCCGGCUGGAUUUGGUGGCCGAAAACGACCGCAACGAGCAGGAAGGGACGGGCUUCGGUCACAUCAAGGUCAAGGGCGAGAUUGACGGCACAAACUUGAAGCUCUUCCAUUUGGAGCUGGACUACAAAUCUCUGGAGUUGGUGCGCAAACAUCCGUCGGUACUGUACGUCGAGGAGGAGACGAGGAUGAGGAUGGCGGCACCAGUCCAGAGUGACGUGAGUAAUAUGUUCGCCAGACAAGAUGGAGAAGACACAGCGGACGGAUACUACGGCCUCGAUCGGAUCAACCAGAUAGACACCGCUCUUGACGGCAACAUGACAUUUGACGGUGAUGGUUUUGGGGUGAAUAUUUACGUAGUGGAUGCCAGCAUCGCAUUGCUUCACAAGGAACUGGAAUGCCGGGCCAGGAUGGUAACUGACGUGCUGGAUCAGCCUGGCGAAGACUGCGCCCAGAGAGACGGUACAACGAUCGCCAGUGUGGCGGCCGGUAAGGGGGUGGGCGUGGCCAAAGCCGCCACCGUACUGGGCAUAAAGGUGACUGACUGCGACAACGAACUGAACGAGAUGAACUUCGUCGAAGGUAUACAGUGGGUGAUCGACCACGGUCGGACUCCCUGUGUCGCGUUGCUGGGUCACGCCUGCGCCGAGGCGACCAGCGUGGACCUGGUGGCCGAGGCCCUGACCCAGUCCCUCUACUCGAGUCCCAACGAGGGAUGCGUGGUGGUCACGGCGGCCGGUACCGUCUCGGAGGACGGGGGUAAUGCGUGUACCAUGUCGCCCGGCCGAACCCACAGCGUCAUCAACGUAGCGGAGACGAACGCAGCCGACGGCAAGACCUCCUCGUCCUUCUACGGCCCGUGUGUGGACAUCUUCGCCCCAGGCGCCAAGAUCAAGACCGCCAUCCGCCAACAGACCGUAGAUGGGGACGACGAUUACACGCUGUCGUACGGGACUGCCAUUUCGGCGGCUUUCGUUGCAGGAGUGGCGGCGGUACAUCUCGGAAACGACGUCCCCACAUCAGACGUCAAGGAGCGAAUCUUGACGGAUGCUACACCGUGCGUGGUCGGGGACGAAGGACGAGGGUCCCCGGACAGGAUGCUGUACGUUGCUCCUGGGGAGUAGUCUGGACACCUGACCACAGUGGUCAAUGCGCGUGCGUACUCAUGCCUGUUUGUGGCACAAUGGUUCGUUUUUGUGGGAAAAACUUAUAAUUUUUAAAUUUUACCGUACGGUGAUACAAACCUAUAUAUCUGCUUCUGUUUAUUAUUAAAUUUUGCUUUAAAAACAAUUAAAGUGCUGAGUUACGAAAAUGUCAGUGCAGAUGAAUACUUCCGACAGUCACAAUAAAUAGGCCUAAGCAUGCAUAUUUUCAAAUCUUAAACAAAACAAUCUUGUUAAUGUAGCAUUCCUUUCUACAAAUAUUAAAGGUAAGCCUGUUUCGCAAAUUGGAGAAGAAAAGUGAAUAAAAAUUAUCUGCUUAGCUCAGAUUUGUGUCGACUA